Molecule: messenger RNA, 1485 nt
Organism: Impatiens glandulifera
Lineage: Eukaryota; Viridiplantae; Streptophyta; Magnoliopsida; Ericales; Balsaminaceae
Exons: 1
Coding region: 73-1485 (470 amino acids)
Biological process (GO): peptidyl-lysine monomethylation; peptidyl-lysine dimethylation
Cellular component (GO): cytoplasm
Molecular function (GO): protein-lysine N-methyltransferase activity
Source: RefSeq, a predicted model, not a curated record
CGUUUAUUGCCAUUUUCUCUGUGUUCGUUGUGAAGAAGAGUUCUUCAUAUCUCUAGCUGGACUCUGUUGAAUAUGGCUGGACUUCGAUUGCAACAACCUGAAGAACCAGAGCUAUCACAGGCGCGAGUAACCGCCGCCGUCGCGUAUGCUUCCAAUGAUCUGAUCUCUGACGACGACCGAUCUAUCGCAGCCGACUCAUGGUCUAUUAAGAGCGAGUACGGUAGUACUCUCGACGACGAUCAACGUCAUGCUGAUGCCUCCGAGGCGCUUUCUGUUUCUGCUUUCCCUGCCACCUCCGAUUACAACUCGGAUAAGGAGGAACCAGAUGCUGAAACUAUUACAUCGAUGUUGGGCUUCCAGAGUUAUUUGGAUGCUGCGUAUGCAGAUGAACUGGUUGAUUUCCGUGAACAUGGACAUUCUGGUGAAGUGUGGUUUGGGGCUAAUGUCAUGGAAACUGUUGCUUCUUGGACAAAAACUUUAUGCUCAGACAUAUCUGAAAGGCAUUUUCAAAAUCACAUCGAUGGUAAAUCUGGUCCUGUUGAACAGAUUAAUAAAGAUGUUACUGGUUGGAAUGUUCUUGAUGACAGCACAGGCAACGGGUUGCUUCUCCAAGAACUCUCUAAGCUGGAGUUUUCCAGUCUUACAGGUACUGAUUACAGUGAAGCUGCAGUAGACCUUGCUCAAAAACUUUCUGAGCGUGAUGGAUACACAAACGUUAAGUUCUUGGUUGUCGAUGUACUUGAGACAAAGCUGGAAUCAAAAUUUCAACUUGUGAUGGAUAAAGGAACUCUUGAUGCUAUUGGAUUACAUCCAGAUGGCUCCAUAAAGAGGGUCUUGUAUUGGGAUUCAGUAUCGAAACUGGUAGCACCAAAUGGAAUAUUGGUGAUAACAUCAUGUAAUAGCACGAAGGAUGAGUUCGACAGUGUGUUGAAGUGUGUGAGGGUAUUGAGAGAUGAUGGUGGUGAUGAUCAUCCAAGUUUGAGUGUGUUGACAAUGAAGGCAUGGUUGGGGUUAGGACGGCAUGGCGAGGCAGAGAAGGAGCUGAGAGGAAUGGCAGCAAUGAAGGAGAUUCCUGAGGUGAUCUGGGUGUCAGUGGUGGAGGCUUACUUCCAGGCAUCUGGGGCAGUAGGAGCUGAGACUGUAAAGGAGAUAUUUUUGGUGCUUCUGGGAAAGUUCCAUGUUACUGCUAGUUCUGCAAUUAGGAUUGUUCGCAGGUUAGCUGGAAAGGAGAAAAACUUUGAAGUGUGUGCUCAAUUCUUCAGAUUCGCAUCAGAAUUUUAUGGGGUGGUGGUUAUUGACAAAGCCCAAGAAUAUGACAUAAUGGUCUGUAAAUCGUUGAUAUUGAGCGUUACUGCUGUAGUAGCUGAUGCAAUGCAAAAACAAGCUAAUUUGCUGGAGUUCUGUUUUUGUUUUGUUAUAUUGCGUUUCCCUCAACUUCUGUUGAAGUUUCAAAGAGACCCUUGGGUCUCUUUUAUUUCUAAAUAA